Anopheles arabiensis is the source of this 1582-nucleotide messenger RNA. RefSeq lists its product as uncharacterized. The coding region runs from base 1 to 951 and encodes 316 amino acids. The record is from RefSeq and is a predicted model, not a curated record. The transcript is spliced from 2 exons. Lineage: Eukaryota; Metazoa; Arthropoda; Insecta; Diptera; Culicidae.
AUGGUAAGCUAUCGAAGUUAUCUCGCCCUGCCAUAUCCUAAAGUGAUCGUACAGAGUGGCGUCUCCAUCGGUAUGCCCGAUGAGUCAAGUUUGAUUGUAUUGUUCGUGGAUUGCAGGACACGUAGCUUCAUGUACAACACACUGAGCAUGAUCUUGCGUGACUUUAACCGAAUCGUUCGGAACGGAAAGUACCUCGUGCUGGUAGAGGAUGCUCUCCUGCGGCACGGAAAUGGUUCGAUUCCGGCCGAUCUUGGACACUUCUUUGCAACGUACAACAUCGUGUACUGGUGUGUGACGGGAUUUCGGCAUGCGACAGUGCUCCAGUACUCCUUAUAUCUUGCCCGACAUGUUCACACGAUCGGCAGCAAGCUGACAUACGCACCGGUGUUUGAGUGGAGGCGAGGACUGUGGCGUUAUGAGAGGUCAACAAUCAACGGUAUUGCGUUUACUUCAUUUCCAUACGUAUACUUGCGAGGGGAAGAGUAUCGUGGUAUAGAUGUUACUGUUAUGUUCACUAUCAUAAAGAAACUUGGGUACGUAUUGGAACUGCGCGUGGUAGAGCCGACGGACAAUAGUGACAGUGAUGUUGUGCAUAUAGUUGAUAGUUUGAGUCGCAUAAAGGACGACAUAAUGCUCACGCGCAGACACGUGGAUGCGGGUAUUCUGCCCGUUGUGUGUAUUGCCGAAGCGACCUACUUUUGUCUGGUCGCUCCACGCGCUGCGGAGAUCAACCUAACGCAAUCGCUGUUGCGCCCGUUCUCGUACGAAGUGUGGCUGUUCAUCGUGGGCUGUGCAGUGGCAAUAAGUGUAUUGAAUGAGCUCUCGCAGUACGACACCCGGAUGGGUGUGUGGCUGAGGUGGAUCUGUUCCUGCCCCCCGCUGCCUUCGUUCUACAGCACCUGUUUCGCGGUCAUUAGCUCUUCCUUAUCGAGUCGUAUCUCGCUACGGUGACAUCCUUCUUUCUUGCCUACCGGUUCGUGCCGGAUGCGAAAACGUUGGAGGAAUUUUUCGCCACGGGCAUUCCGAUAAGGUUGGAGGAAGGAAUGGACACAUUUUUGAACAAUCUUGAACCACGCGUAAGAGAUCUUAUAGUAGCACGAGGCGUUCGCGGUACGGAGUGCGAAGAGUUCUCUGGCGGAUGUGCCCAUUUGGAUACGUUCGCGAGAGCUUCGGUGAGGAUUAAGGAGCUGGUUGGGGUUGAUCCGAUCAGUGGCCGCAAACGAUCGUACAUUGUGCCGGAGAUGGUGGCAAGAUACAGCUGCAUGUCGUACGCGUUUGCCCGUGGCUCACCGCUGACCGAUGUGGUAGCGGUGUACCUAAGGUGGAUGUAUGAGGCCGGGCUGAUGCGUUUGUUUCAUCAAGAUUACGAGCAGUAUCUGCAACCGAACGAUUAUGCACAUACGCUUGAAGAUUCGCUGGCGUUUGAGCAUCUGAUGUCGCUGUGGGUCUGUGUCGGUAUCGGUUGGGGAGUGUCGUGCUGUGUGUUUAUUUUGGAACUGGUCCGAAAGGCUUUAAAUGAGCAUCUGUGAAGGAUACAUUUCUAUCGCAAUUACUAUCGGAAGCACUAAUUAGUAGCACCAGA